This is a messenger RNA of Xiphophorus hellerii (green swordtail), 2908 nucleotides long. RefSeq names its product MAM and LDL-receptor class A domain-containing protein 1. Gene Ontology annotation, molecular function: protein binding. Bases 163 to 2001 code for a protein of 612 amino acids. The transcript has 21 exons. Lineage: Eukaryota; Metazoa; Chordata; Actinopteri; Cyprinodontiformes; Poeciliidae. The record is from RefSeq and is a predicted model, not a curated record. Gene Ontology annotation, cellular component: membrane.
AGCUUGGCGAUGUCCUUUGGCGUCGCUCUGGAUUCCUCUCCAAACACUGGGAAGUGGCUGAGGUCACUGUGUCCUCACCUGCACCUUUUAAUGUGGUAUUUCAGUCCGUUCAUGUGCCUGGCACCAAAGAUACUGUAAAAAUAGAUGAUUUCUCUGUGAGGAAUGGAGCUUGUUCUACUUCUGCCAGCUGUGACUUUGAGUCUGGACAAUGCACAUGGGUCAACUGUGCACACAGAAGAUGGACAUGGGUGGGUCAUGUCCCACGGAGGCUCCCAUGGACCACCAAUGGACCACACCACUGAAACCUCAGAUGGUUGGUUUUUGCUGAGCUCAGCAUUGCACCAAGGCCAACACAGCGUAGCACAGGUUGUGUCUGAAUGGAUCCAACUGCAGGACACCCCAUCUUGUCUCACCUUCUGGUACCAUAUGGGUAGCAGUGAUUCUGGCACAUUAAGGUUGUUUGCACAUUCGGACCAAGGAGAGGAGACUCUAAUGUUUCAUAGCAACAGCAGUGGCAGCAGCUGGACCCGAUUCUCCCAGUCAGUUGACAUAUCCGAACCUUUUCAGCUUAUGAUUGAGGCAGAAAGCAACAACAAGGGAUUUAUUGCCAUUGAUGACAUCAGUAUCACAGAGGGUCUAUGCCCAGAAAAUGAAACAGGAGGAUUUGAGGGCUGUUCAUUUGAAAAUGGCACCUGUGACUGGCAGGAUAUCAGCGUUGGACAGGUCCAGUGGGUGAGAGGAAGGAACGGCACGGUGGAUAGUGGACCCUCUGUGGACAACACACUAGGAACUGAGCUGGGUUGGUACAUGGGAUUGGAGGCUGAUAGAGGGGGAGAAAUGAGUCCUGCUACGCUGCAAAGUCCCAUCAUGAAAGAGGCCAGCUCUACUUGUACACUACAGUUUUACCUCAACAUGCAUGGAGAGGAGUCAGAGCUAAAGGUGCUCUUAAAGGAAGGCCCCAGGAUCACCACAUUGUGGUGGCUAGCUGGAAACAAUGGAGAUUUGUGGCAGCACAGCAAUGUUGUGAUUGGCCGGAUUCCCCAGGAUUUUACCCUCUUGUUUGAAGCUUCUACUAACUUCAACAAACCAGGACAUGUUGCUGUAGAUGACAUCGACUUCACCAACUGCUCUCUACCUGAACCCCAGUCGUGUUCCGAGAAUACAUUCAUGUGCAACAACAGCGCAUGUAUUGAUCCCAGCCAUGUGUGUGACUUCAGCGAUGACUGCGGGGACCGGUCUGAUGAGAAUGACUGUGAAAAUCAAGGUGUGGUGGAGCGUUGCAACUUUGAACAAGGCCUGUGUUCUUGGGCAAACAGUGAUGUGGACACACCAGGAGGUGAUUGGACACGGCAGGCAGGAGAGGAAGGCUGGCCCAGGCAUGGUCCUCCGAGGGAUCACACUCACAACUUGGCCACAGGUCACUAUAUUACACCUGGGAGUCACCUGACUGCAAGGGGCCAGAUAUCUGAGAUUCUUUCAAAGACAUUGUUACCAAGCUUUAACUGCACUGUGAGAUUCUUUUACUUCAGCAUGAGUGAUGAUUCAGCUCACUUGACAGCCAAGUCCAGAACACUGAUGUCUGGUAUUGAUGACAAAAUGCUGUGGAUCAGGGGAUCCUCCCACAGCUACAGUUGGCAGAGGGCAAAGGUCACUUUCUCCUCCUCAGUCAUUAGCAAGAUUGCUUUUAGAUAUGAGCUUGGGGACACUGAAAGAGGGCUUGUUGCCCUCGAUGACAUCUCUUUCUCCAGGGAAUGCAUUUUUGACCCUGAAAACAGCAAACUACCCGAAACAUUGCCUACCUCUACCCCACAUACACCUCCAGUAACAACCACAACUAUGAGUCCCUGCCAGGAUAAUGAGUUUUUUUGCAGGCGUUCUGCUGGGAAAGUGUGUAUUCCUGUGAUGUUACAGUGUAAUUAUUAUCCAGAUUGCCCUGAAGGAGAAGAUGAGUCUGGCUGUGGCUCAUGUACAUUUGAGAACGGAUCAGUGCCUGUGGAGUGACGCCAGUGAUGGACCAGCAAAAUGGCAGAGACAGAAAGCCAAUAACAACACUGAACCCUCUGAAGAUCACACUACCCAAACUGGCUUCUACAUGGCAGUAAAUCUCAGUCAGGAUUCCACACAAACAGAAGCCAAACUCCUUAGCCCCCAACUCAAACCUUCAUCGCCCUACUGUCAGCUACUGUUUCACUUCCACAUCAGUGCAGGGAGUACUGGGUCACUCAGAGUGCUUAUGCAGCAAGCUGAGGGUGGUGAAGCAAUCCUGUGGUCACGCAGUCACAACACUGUCUCCCACUGGGACCUUAGCGCAAACGCCUAUAGGCCUGUUUCAGCAGACCUACAAGGUUUGGUUCAGUAGUGUAAGUAGAGCAACAGGGCCCAUCAGCUCUCCUGGAGACCAUGUUGUUGCUGUGGAUGACAUCGCCUUUAUUAACUGUGAAACAACCUAUGAGCCACCAGCCCUGUCUUCUUAUGGCUGUACGUUUGAAGAUGGAUUGUGUGUUUGGGUCCAGGGAGCUGAAGAUGAGUUGGACUGGAGCAUUGGCUCAGGUCCCACUGAAACCCCCAAUACUGGGCCUGCAGGAGACCACACCAUUGGAACAGGGAAGUAUCUGUAUAUUGAGAGUUCUCAUCCAAGUGAGAAGGAUAACACAGCACAGUUAAAGUCUCUACUGCUGCCACCUGCUGGUGAAAAAGGAUACUGUUUCACAUUUUGGUACCACAUGUUUGGAGCUACUGUGGGUUCAAUGAAGAUGUUUCUGAAGUCAGCUGACUCGUUGAACAAAAUACUGGUGUGGCAACAAUCAGGAAGCCAAAGGGAUGAGUGGUUGCUGGUUCAGAGCCAUGUGACCUUGCAAAGAGUGCAUCAAGUGAUUCUGGAGGCCUCCGUGGGGGGAGAGGCUGGUGA